This is a messenger RNA of Cylicocyclus nassatus, 2107 nucleotides long. Lineage: Eukaryota; Metazoa; Nematoda; Chromadorea; Rhabditida; Strongylidae. The record is from the annotation of a GenBank genome assembly.
UGACUUUGACGACCAUAAAGCUGUAGACGAAGAGCCGAAGGAUGUAGUGAAAGUAGUUGAAGACACAAAACCCGAUGAAAUGGAAAACGAAGACCAACAAAAGGACCGAGUCAUGCCGGCCGUCGUUGUUCCCAUAGAAGAACGCGAACCCGAGGUCGAUCUGGCAAAACUCGCCGUUAUAAAUUCACCCGAAGAAGAGCUGCAAAAAAAUCAACUGUUCGAGAAAUAUCAAUUCAAUGGCCUGCUCAGCGAUCGAAUUGGCUAUCGACGGAAGAUUCCGGAUUCGCGACAUGCACUAUGUCCUCACACCUUCAAGUCAUCACUGCCAAAGACAAGCAUCAUCGUCUGCUACUUCAACGAAUCUCCAUCCGUGCUUAUUCGAAUGGUCAACUCAAUUAUCGAUAGGACACCACUUGAACUGAUCCAAGAAAUUUUGCUCAUUGACGAUAGCAGCGAAUGGCCCGAUGCAUCACUACAAGCGGCUGAUUAUCAGAAGAAACAUCCACAAUGGAAUAUGGUGAAGUUUUUGAGAACACCAACCAAUCAAGGUCUUAUUCGAGCUAAAGUCUUCGGAGCGCGGAAAGCGCGUGGAGAAGUUUUGGUCUUCCUCGAUAGCCACUGUGAAGUCAACCAAGAAUGGCUGCAACCAUUACUGGAACGUAUCAAGGAAAAGCCUGAAAGGGUUGUGUGUCCUAUCAUCGAUAUCAUUGAUUUGGAUACCAUGAAGUAUGUGGAAUCGCCUGUCUGCAAGGGUGGACUGAACUGGGGACUCACUUUCAAGUGGGACUACCCGCCACACAUCUACUUCUUGGAUCCUGAAAAUUACAUUCGUCCACUAAAAUCUGCGACUAUGGCUGGAGGCUUGUUUGCUAUAGAUCGAAAUUACUUCUUCAAAAUUGGCACUUAUGAUGAGGGAAUGGAUGUAUGGGGUGCAGAGAAUGUUGAGAUAUCGUUUAGGAUAUGGAUGUGUGGAGGAGAGCUUGAAAUCAUACCAUGCAGCCGAGUUGGGCACAUCUUCAGGCGGAAGCGACCAUAUGGCCUUGCAUCAGACUCGAUGGGCAAAAAUUCCAUAAGAGCUGCUCGCGUUUGGAUGGAUGAAUAUAUCACGGAAUUCUUCAAAGCUCGACCAUAUCUAGCAAUGAAGACAGAUUAUGGAGAUAUCAGUGAUCGAUUACAGUUAAGAAAGAAUCUGCAGUGUAAAUCUUUCAAAUGGUACCUCGAGAAUAUCUACCCAGAACUCCUUCCUAAUAAUAUUCCUCAAAAAUACGAAAUCAUCGAAAAACCUGCACAGUUUGGAAAGAAAUAUCAGAUUCGGCUUGCAAAUAGUACGUUGUGCCUGUCCGCAGAAUCCUCACAAGGACGAAUACAACGAGGCGCGAGAGUCGAACUGAGAGCUUGUCAUGGAAAACGAGAGCAACAAUGGCGAUGGAAUGAAAAUAAUGAGUUCCGUCCUAUGGGCUCUUCUCGAUUAUGUCUGGACUCGCUAAAAGGUGUUUCGCUGCUGAAAUGCCAUAAUCAGCUCGCUCAUCAGGAAUGGAAAAUUACGCGGACUGGCAAGUUCUACAAUCCAUCAGUGGGCAAAUGCAUUAAAGCCGUGGAUGAAAUGAUGUCGCUAGCUACGUUGCAGUUUUGCUCUCUUGCUAGCAACUUCGUCAUCGAAGAAGUCACUGUUGUAUAGAAGUGAAUAGCUAUAACGAGACAAAGACGGGUUUAAGAGUUACCCAUUGGGAAAUAUGAGCAUUAAUACCCUCUGUGAGUAGUCUAACCAUGAUUUGGAAGCACCUCUUAUCUAAAGAGACUACAUUACAACAGCUUAUUUCGUUUACGUCCUCCCUUUUGCAUACUAAGUAAUAUAUGUGCGGUUGUUAGCAUAAUUGUUACGUCUUGAGCCAUAUGUGAUAUUGAAAUUGAAUGCGUAUGUAAUAUAGUCUAUCUAUACAAUGUGAUCCCAAUGAUCGAUAUCUUUAUAGCCUAAUUUUAUGCAGCCUUAUCAGAUGUCUAUAAUUCUGCCGAUGGGUAAUUUGGUCGACGUGUAUACUUGUUGUUUUCUUUAUUUCAUAUCCUCCAUCUUGUUAUUGUUGCCUCAUGAAUGAACAUCAAACGCGUU